Molecule: messenger RNA, 1578 nt
Organism: Coturnix japonica (Japanese quail)
Lineage: Eukaryota; Metazoa; Chordata; Aves; Galliformes; Phasianidae
Source: RefSeq, a predicted model, not a curated record
GCCGGGGCUGCUCGGAGCGGGGCAGCGCGCUGCGGCCAACAGGAGCCGAGCGGCCCCGACCGCCAGUCGCGCACCCGAAGGGGUUAUCUAUUUUCAAAUCGUUUCGCCCGAAAAUUAUAGGAUUUAAAAGGAAAGGAAAAAAAAAGAAGGGCUUAUUUUUCUUUUGGCUGGAGGGAGGGGCGACUCUAAGGGCGAUCUUUUCGUUUUUUCUCUCUCCCCGUCCCGCUUUCGUUUCGCGCUGCCCGCGCUGACUCUCUGCCGCUCUCUGCUCUCCCUCAGGACCUCGCCCCGCGCCGACGGCCCCGCGGAGCCCCGCCACGAUGGGCAGCAAGGCGCUGCCGGCGCCCAUCCCGCUGCACCCGUCCCUGCAGCUCACCAACUACUCCUUCCUCCAGGCCGUCAACACCUUCCCCGCGGCCGUGGACCAGCUGCAGGGGCUGUACGGGCUGAGCGCCGUGCAAACCAUGCACAUGAACCACUGGACGUUGGGCUACCCCGGCGUGCACGAGAUCGCCCGCUCCGCCCUCACGGAGAUGGCGGCGGCUCAGGGCCUGGUGGACUCGCGCUUCCCCUUCCCCGCGCUGCCCUUCGCCGCUCACCUCUUCCACCCCAAGCAGGGCGCCGCGGCCCACGUCCUCCCGGCGCUGCACAAGGAGCGGCCCCGCUUCGACUUCGCCAACCUGGCGGCCGCCGCCACGCAGGAAAACCCCCCGAAGGCGGGGGAGCUGGGCAAGCUGGGCCCCGGACUGCCGUCGCCUCUGUCGGGGCUCAGCAAGCUGUCCCCGGACAGGAAGCCCUCGAGGGGCCGCCUGCCCUCCAAGACGAAAAAGGAGUUCAUCUGCAAGUUCUGUGGCAGGCACUUCACCAAGUCGUACAACCUUUUGAUCCAUGAAAGGACCCACACUGAUGAACGGCCCUACACAUGUGACAUAUGCCACAAAGCGUUCCGGCGGCAGGACCACCUGCGGGACCACCGGUACAUCCAUUCCAAAGAGAAACCCUUCAAGUGCCAGGAGUGCGGGAAGGGCUUCUGCCAGUCCAGGACCCUGGCGGUCCACAAAACGCUGCACAUGCAGGAAUCUCCACACAAAUGCCCCACAUGUGGAAGAACCUUUAAUCAGAGAAGUAACCUGAAAACUCACCUUCUUACCCAUACAGACAUCAAGCCCUACAACUGUGAGCGGUGCGGCAAAGUGUUCAGGCGAAACUGUGAUCUACGGCGGCACAGCCUGACGCACACCCCGCGGCAGGACUUCUGAGCGCCGCGGAGCCGCAGCCGAGCCGGCCGUGCGCGGGGCAACGGGGCGGCUCGUUGGCACCGCGCGGUUCCUCCCCGAGCCGGGGUUGUUGGGGUUGGGUCGGGUUUGGGGUUGGGGGGAGCUGCAGGAUCGGGCCCCUCUCGGCCUCGCCGCUCCUGUAGAUAUCGCGGCUCAUUUUAGAGCUCUGUACAGAACGUGGUUUGAGUUUGUUCGUUUCGUUUCGUAUCCUCGUGUCCGAUGCACAUUGAUAACGGAUCUGGGAGGUGAAGUAUCUCUUCAAAAUGUAUUUCCAAAUAAAUCCCUCAUUCUUCCCCCCUUC